UAAUUAGAUACUUUUAUACUUCUGAAUACAUAUGUAAGCUUAAUGGUAUUGGUAGUGUACUUAGAUUGUGUACAUGUAAUUUUGGAACAUGUAAUCGUGUGUGGUUGUGACGAACCCCUCUGUAGUCGGUUCUGUUUAUUGUUUUGGGGGGAUUAAAGAUAUGAUAAUGUAAGACAGUUUCUUAUAUCUCUUUUAGUUACCUAUAUAUAUUUUUUUAUAGAUGUGGACGUAUAAAAUGUAACAUUUUCAGGUUCAUUUCAUGCAUACUCGUCCAUUGAGAUAAAUUGUCUUCCAGGAACUUCUUCAUCGUGACUACUGCAGCUGUGAAUUAUCUACAAGAUCAGUAACUGUUAUGGAUAAUCCUUGUGCCUUUGAGAAGUCACUGGCAAAGGGAGUUCAUGAAAAUAUAGAUAACCAUGAAUCUAGCAGUGCAGUCAGCAGUUCAGUUAUGAAGUUUAUGCUCCUGUCUGGUUUCUUCAUACUUCAAAACUCUCAGCAGGCAUUAGCCGGUUCAGAUGUUGCUACUGGGUUGCAGUCAGUCCCUGUUCUGGGAGACCUUGGUGAUAUUAGCACAGGUUUUGCGUCAGCGUUUUUGCUAAUCUUUUUCUCAGAACUAGGGGACAAGACUUUUUUCAUUGCAGCUCUUCUAGCAGCUAGGAACUCUGCUGCUAUUGUUUUUGCUGGAACUUUUGGUGCACUUGCGGCAAUGACCAUCAUAUCUGUUGUUCUUGGACGAACUUUUCACUAUGUUGAUGAGGUUCUUCCAUUCAGGCUUGGUGGUAGUGAUUUACCAGUUGAUGAUAUUGCAGCUGUCUGUCUUUUGGUGUAUUUUGGAGUUACGACUUUGCUUGAUGCCAGCUCAAGCGAUGGACUAAAGGCAGAAGAUGAGCAGAAGGAGGCAGAGUUGGCUGUCUCAAAGUUCUCAGGAAAUGGUGCUGGGAUAUUAGCUGCUGCCAGUACUGUCGUCAGCACCUUUGCAUUAGUAUUUGUUGCUGAGUGGGGCGACAAGUCAUUUUUCUCUACAAUUGCCCUUGCUGCUGCUUCUUCACCCCUCGGAGUCAUUGGAGGUGCACUAGCUGGUCAUGGUGUUGCAACAUUGCUUGCAGUUCUAGGAGGUUCUUUGCUAGGGACAUUUUUAUCAGAGAAGAUUAUUGCAUAUGUUGGAGGUGUUCUUUUUCUCGUCUUCGCUGCCGUAACUUUAGUCGAGAUAGUAAACUAGAAACUGUAAUAUUUGGAACUCUUUUCUUGACAUGAUUUGUGAAUUAACUUGUUUUCUUUGUGGAAUAAAGAUAUAUAUCUUAGCAAAGAUUUAUGGGUUA
Messenger RNA from Cucurbita pepo subsp. pepo (vegetable marrow), 1319 nucleotides. The record is from RefSeq and is a predicted model, not a curated record. Lineage: Eukaryota; Viridiplantae; Streptophyta; Magnoliopsida; Cucurbitales; Cucurbitaceae.